Triticum dicoccoides is the source of this 625-nucleotide messenger RNA. RefSeq names its product S-locus-specific glycoprotein S13-like. The record is from RefSeq and is a predicted model, not a curated record. The transcript has a single exon. NCBI's taxonomy places the organism in Eukaryota, Viridiplantae, Streptophyta, Magnoliopsida, Poales, Poaceae. Bases 8 to 517 code for a protein of 169 amino acids.
AACGGCCAUGGCCACCCGUGUGCAAACACUAGCUCUUCUUCCCCUGUUCCUUCUCUUCUCCCCUGCGCCCGCAGCUGAUAGUAUCAGCGCGACCUCUCCCGUCGCCGAUGGCCAGACGCUCGUUUCUGCCGGUGGAGUCUUCGAGCUUGGGUUCUUCACCCCGCCGGCCUCGACGGCGAGGUUCUUGGGCAUCUGGUACAAGGGCAUCGCUCCUCUUACUGUUGUCUGGGUCGCCAACCGGGAAGCACCCAUCACCGGCACCGCCGCGAGCUUGGCCAUCAACGGCACCGGCAGCCUGGUACUCGCCGAUCGGUCGGGACGUCCGUUCUGGUCCUCGGCGCGGUCGAACGUAACCAGCAGUACUCCGGUGGCCCAGCUCCUGGACAGCGGCAACCUCCUGCUUCAAGACGCCAGUGGCACGGGGUCGGUUCUGUGGCAGAGCUUCGACUACCCGUCCGACACUCUGCUCCCGGGUAUGAAGCUCGGGUGGCACCUGGCCACGGGGCUCGACCGCUAGCUGACGACGUGGGCGAGCCCCGGCGACCCGUCGCCUGGCGACUACACGUUCGCGAUCGACAUCCGCGGCGUGCCGGAGGGGUUCAUCUGGUACAACGGCACGGCGCCG